Messenger RNA from Tachyglossus aculeatus (Australian echidna), 3454 nucleotides. RefSeq names its product cap methyltransferase 2 (gene CMTR2). The record is from RefSeq and is a predicted model, not a curated record. Gene Ontology annotation, biological process: 7-methylguanosine mRNA capping. Gene Ontology annotation, cellular component: cytoplasm; nucleus. The transcript is spliced from 2 exons. Lineage: Eukaryota; Metazoa; Chordata; Mammalia; Monotremata; Tachyglossidae. Gene Ontology annotation, molecular function: methyltransferase cap1 activity. The coding region runs from base 189 to 2495 and encodes 768 amino acids.
CCCCGGAUGGAGCCAGACCCUGCUGUGUGGGCCGCUAGGGACCAGAGUUGUGUCACCCCCCAUCCCACCAACAAAACAACCGCAAAACACAACCAACAAACACAAAAUACAGGGGGUGACACACUCCAUGACGCCGGGCAGCUCACUGAACCGUCCCGUGCAUCAAGGGGCUUGAGGUUAAUUUGAAAAUGAAUAAUUUGAAGAAACUUCCUGCCGAGCAAGCUGCAAACCUUGAAAAGUUCAGCCCCGAUGUCCUGGCGGAUAUUUCUGAACUCUUUUCAAAGAAGUUUACGUACACCAAACCGCCCAACGACGAGUGGCGCCUACCGGAUCCCGGUGAUGCAUUCACCCAGGACCACAAAGAAUUCAACUCGCUCCUUGUUUUAAAGGACUCCCUGAAUGAAGUAAAAAAUCUGUUGAGCGAUAAGAAGUUGGAUGAGUGGCACGAGCACACUUCCUUCACCAAUAAAGCGGGGAAAAUCAUUCCUCACGUGAAGAAAACCGUCAACGCAGAGCUGUGCACGCAGGCUUGGUGCAAAUUCCAUGAAAUUGUGUGUAGCUUCCCCCUCAUCCCCCAGGAAGCUUUUGAGCAUGGCGAGCUAAAUUCGGUGCACCUCUGCGAAGCCCCUGGAGCGUUUAUAGCGAGUCUCAACCACUAUUUAAAGUCUCACCACAUCCCCUGCGACUGGAACUGGGUAGCCAACACUCUCAAUCCGUACCACGAGGCUAAUGACAACAUAAUGAUGAUUAUGGAUGACCGGCUUAUCGCCAAUACCUUGCCCAGGUGGUACUUCGGCCCGGAGAACACCGGCGACGUCAUGACGCUGAAACAUCUGACGGGACUUCAACAUUUCAUAGGGAGCCUGGCCACCGUUCACUUGGUGACGGCUGACGGCAGUUUCGAUUGCCAAGGAAAUCCGGGGGAACAGGAGGCUCUGGUCUCUCCUUUACACUACUGUGAAGUAGUCACUGCCCUGAUGAUUCUAGGGAGCGGAGGGUCCUUCGUCCUGAAGAUGUUCACUCUUUUCGAGCACUGCUCCGCCAAUCUGCUGUACCUUUUGAACUGUUCCUUUGAGGAAGUUCACGUCUUCAAACCCGCAACCAGCAAGGCUGGGAACUCGGAAGUCUAUGUGGUGUGCCUGAACUUUUUGGGCAGAGAAGCCGUCCAUCCUUUGUUAACCAAGAUGAUGCAGCAUUUUGAAGCCGAGAAGGUGGGCCGAGCCCUCUUCCCCCGAGACGCGAUUCCAGAAUCGUUCCUGAAGUGUCACGAGGAAUGUUGUGUGUUCUUUCAUAAAUCUCAGUUAGAGACCAUUUCUGAAAACAUCCGCCUGUUCGAGAGCAUGGGAGAAGAAGAGCAAGCGAAGCUGAAUAAUUUAAGGGACUGUGCCGUGGAACUCUUCAUGCUGAAGUUCCAAUUGAAGCCUCUGGCCCGGAACAACUGGCUGGUAAAGAAAUCGAACAUCGGUUGCAGCAUGAACGCAAAAUGGUUUAGGCAGCGGAACAGAUACUUCAGGACCUAUAACGAAAGGAAGAUGCUGGAAACCCUUUCCUGGGCUGACAAGUUGGCCAAAGGUUACUUCGACCGUUGGGUCGAAGACCACGCUCUAAUCAGUACGGGGCAAAGUUGUAUUUUAGAAGGAUCCCCUUCUAACCUGGAGUGCCACUCGUGGUGUGUCUUAGAGGGAAAGAAACUGCCCAGAGUCAAGUGUUCACCUUUCUGUGAUGGUGAGAUUUUGAAGACUCUCAAUGAAGCUCUCGAGAAGUCAUUCGGCGAUGCCUGGGGCUCGGGUGGCCCCUGCAGACAGAAGGGGCCACCCUGUCCUUCCUGCCACGUUCUUUCCGCGGACCUGGUUUUCUCCGAGUUACUGAACCUCACCCAGAGCCUUCCGGACAGUUCAGCCGAAGGAAUCGGCGCACAGAUCAAGUGCGUGGUGGUGGGCUUGCCAUCCCUCUGCGGCAUCGAAAGCCGCACGUAUGCGGAAGUUAGACUCCAGGAUUCCGCCCCGCUCCUGGCCUUCAGCUGUUCCUUGCUUCAUGACGGAGAACCAAGGUAUCAGCGACAGCUUUUAGACUGUCUCCUGUGUUCGCUGCAACAGCUGCAGCCAGGCGACGCGUUGAUUUUGCCCGUGCUGUCUUGUUUCACCCGAUUCUCUGCCGGCCUUGUCUUUAUCCUGCACCACUGCUUCAGCAGCAUCGCGUUUGCUUGCCCCAUAUCGUCCGAGCCUCUGGGGAGCUGUGCGGUACUGUUGUGUGUUGGCUAUCGGGCUCUCCCGAGUCCAGUCACCCAGUACCUGCGGAACCUGAGCCAACUGACCCGUGACUUAAUUGACUCGGACGCGUCUCGGCAGGUUUUACAGUUUGUACCGAUGGAGGCGGUCCUGAAGGGAACUCUGCUAGAGUUUCUGUGGGAUUUGAACACUGCCAUUGCCAAAAGGCAGCUGCAUCUGAUCGUUCAAGGACAGCAGCAGGGCAAGACCGGCCAUCUUCAAUUAUAAAACCGCGCCCUUAGCUUUCGUUUCAGAUAAUUCCCCUUGCAGGGGCGGGGGCAACUAAAAUUUUUCAACUUUGUUCUCCUCACCUCAUCCUGACACUUUGGGAACUUCAGUAAGGAGAAGGGGCCGCCUUUGGCAGCGUUCGGGAGUCUUAAUUUCCACAAAACUAUCGUCUGGUUCCAAUCAGUUGUAUUUAUCGAGCGCUUACCGUGUGUAGAGCACCGUACUAAAUGCUUGGGAGAGUAUACUAUAAUGGUUUGUAGACACGUUCCUUGCCCACCGUGAGCUUUCAGUCUGCCCCUAGACUUGGCGGGCAGAGGGUGGUUCUCCAGGUGGUGGAGAUUUGGAGAUGAAAUGAAAUUCUAGACAUGGAAAAGGGAUGUUCUUUGUGGCUAAACCGAUAGCUCGACCCGCUAAACUGAAAGCUCACCGUGGGCAGGGAAUGUGUCCGUUUAUUGUUGUACUCUCUCAACCUUAGUACAGUGCUCUGUACUAAUACAAUUGAGUCCAAUAAAUACGAUUGAAUGAAUGGAUUGACUUCCUUUCCCUUCCCUCAGCCCGUUUGCUACUCGAUAACACAACUUACUGCGAGUUUGUCCUGUGAACGUCCGACUGGAGAGUGAGUAAUUGUCAUUGGUAGAGGAGAGGGGUCGUUGGUGAGUAACACCGAUCGCUCCGUUUUGUAUCAUUGAGAACUCACUGCGUGCAGAGCACUGUACUAAGCACUCGGGAGACUACAGUAUAACAGCCGGUAGACACUUUCCCUGUCCAAAAGGACCCCUUUAUUUCAAGUCUGUUUUCGAUCUCAGGUGUUGGCAUAUUUUCUUUCGGCCACUGUGCUAGUAGUACACCUGUCAUCUUCGAUUAAAAUGGAACUGGGUUUGCCGUCGGUCUGUUUCUGUAGAUGUUCAGCCAACAGUCCCUUUCCAUUAAACUCAAGUGAUACCAGCUGAGAGUGAAGC